Messenger RNA from Bombus terrestris (buff-tailed bumblebee), 1692 nucleotides. RefSeq lists its product as uncharacterized. The record is from RefSeq and is a predicted model, not a curated record. Bases 12 to 1517 code for a protein of 501 amino acids. The transcript has 2 exons. Lineage: Eukaryota; Metazoa; Arthropoda; Insecta; Hymenoptera; Apidae.
CAUAAAAAAUAAUGGCAACCGGAGACGAGCUCGCCAACUUGCGUCGUCGCCGGGGCUACUGUAGCGCCCAGUUUACACGCCUCGCAAAAAAACUGGGCGACAUUGAACAAUCAGGCUGUCCGGACGAGUUCGACUUGCUUCACAUUAAAGACCGUCUAGAAACCUACGAGAAGGAAAUCCGUGCACUACAAUACCAGAUCGUAACUCUAGACGAGGGAGAGACCGCGCGCGGCAGUGAGCUAGAGGAAGAAUACGAGAGGCUGCAACGCCGAGUAGCCAAACAAUUAAGCAAUACACGACGGAGCACGCCGUCACAGUCGACAAGCGGCGAAUCAGCCGUCGGCCGCGAGUCCGCACCGCUUAAACUACCGGAGGUUCGCAUACCUACAUUUGAUGGCGCCCUCGAGGAUUGGCAUUCGUUUCACGAUGCCUUCUCAUCAGCGAUAGAUAGAAAUGAAAAUUUAGCACCGGUUCAGAAAUUUCAUCAUCUCCGAACAGCCCUGACUGGCUGGGCCGCGCGAAGCAUACAGUCAUUACCCAUCACCGACGCAAAUUACGCAAUCGCCAUGGACGCUCUAAGGGAAAAAUUCGACUGCCACCGCCAGAUCUGCAUGCGUCACUGGGACCUGAUUCUCGACUAUCCCAGAAUAACUAAAGAAACACCCGAAGCCAUAGACGAUCUUAUCGAGACAGUCAAAGUACAUCUUCAAGCGUUAGAAAGACUCGGGGACCCAGUCACGUCAAACGCCUUUCUCAUAAAGCUUGUCACGUCGAAGUUACCCUCAGCCGUCGUUCGCGAAUGGCAACAUACCCUACCGGACAAGAAAUUGCCGCCAUAUACGCAUUUAGUGGAUUUUUUGAAAACACGGACGAAUAGCGACAGAGCAUGCUCAUCAUUAACCGUCAAAAGGGGGGCGUCCGAGCAACACGACCGUCGGCGACAGGACGCGCCGCGAAGUUAUACAUUCGUAACUACACACAAUACGUUGUUGUGUCCGAGCUGCCACGAACAACACGAAUUAUGGAAUUGCCAUGUCUUCAAAACGAUGCCGCCCAAAGAACGCCUGGAAAUCGCCAAAAGGGCGUCGCUCUGUACCAAUUGUUUAGGCAAGGGACACGCUCGCACUCAAUGCUCCGCGGGAUCAUGUCGCAUCUGUAGACAGCGACAUCACACGUAUCUGCAUCAAGACCAGGGGCAUAACAAAACACGAACACGUGUCGACCGAACAUCGAGCGGUCGAUCGUCGAGCGACCGAUCAUCCAGCGGUCGAUCUUCGCCCAGUUCACCGUCCCCGCGUUCGUCAUAUCGUUCGAGACGCUCAUCUUCGUCUCCCCGAGCGGCUCACCGAGGUUCUCGCCGAGAUUCUCGCCGAGAGUCUCCCCGAGCGUCUCCCCGAACAUCUCCCCGAGCGUCUCGUCGAGAUUCUCGCCGAGAGUCUCCCCGUACGUCUCCGCGAACAUCCCCGAAACGCGAAUCUCGGUUACCGCGAUCGUCGGCAUCGGGAUCGACCAUAUAGUCCAGUCCUAAACGACAAGGAAAACAAUGACGUCAUCAGACGAGCCUGUUAGGGACCGAACCACAGAAAACGGACUCAUCGACCCCGCUUCCUUUUGAACCAUUGCAACACGACUUGUUAGUCACAGCGCAGAAAUGUUCGGUCCCAAUCGGAGCACUCAACACGUUAUCGACGA